AUGCCAGACCGAUCCGCAGGAGCUCUUUCCCCUGUGGCGUCCAGUCUGCAGUUGACGGAGCACCAGAGAGAGAUUCUCAAGCGCCAAAUUCACACCCCGGAGGAUCCACAGAUGAGUCGCUUAGAGCUUUUAUACAGCUGUGCAACAACCUAUGAGUUACUGGUACUGGUAAUCAGUUCAAUUGCAGCAAUAAUUGGAGGGGCACUCCAGCCUAUCUCUUUUCUUCUUCUAGGAGGGUUGGCCCAAGCAUUCAAGGAAUUCUUUCUCGGAACGUCUUCAGGCUCUCACCUCUCAUCUCUGGUCGCAAAAUUUGCCCUCUACUAUUUAUAUAUUGCCAUUGGGCAGUUUGUCGCGGUAUACAUCUCCACAGCCGGCUUCAUGAUAGGAGGAGAGAAUAUAACCCAAAGACUCCGAGAGAGAUAUCUCGCCGCUAUUCUUCGCCAAAACAUAGCAUUUUUCGAUGUCCUGGGAGCUGGAGAGAUAACAACCAGAAUCACUGCCGAUAUGAAUCUGAUCCAGGAUUCCCUGACGGGCAAACUUUCUCUGACCUUAUACUCCUGUGCCAAUUUUGGGGCUGCUUUCAUCAUCAGCUUUGUCAAAAGCUGGCGCAUGGCUCUUAUUCUGAUAUCUGCAAUCAUAGCAGAAGCCGGAUCUAUGAGUAUAUGCUCUUCGUUCAUGGUCAAGUAUACCCACAUGUCUUUAUCGGCAUAUGCAGAUGGUUCGACGGCUGCCGAGGAGGCCAUCAGUUCAAUUAGACACGUCACUGCAUUUGGAAUCCAAGACAAGCUGGCCGAUCGGUAUCAGAAAUUUCUCACCAAAGCAGAGGCCUACGGGCUUAGAAGUCGCAUUGCUCUUGCGGCUAUGAUGGCUAUUAUGAAUGGUGUCAUAUUCUGGACUUACGGACUGACAUUUUGGCAAGGAUCCCGAUAUCUUGUUGUUGAUGAUAUCGAAUUGGGAGCUCUUAUAACCAUUUUGCUUGCUGUGCUGACUGGCGCGUUCACUUUUGGUAACAUAGCACCAAAUUUCCAAGCAUUUGCAACCGGUCUUGCAGCAACAGGAAAGAUUCUUGCAACCGUGUCCAGGAAGUCACCACUAGAUCAUUCGUCCUCCAUCGGGAGAAAGCUACAAGAUGUGUCUGGGACAAUAGAACUCAAGGACAUUCUUCAUGUUUACCCUUCUAGACCAGACGUGCUGACCUUAGAUGGAAUAAGUCUUGUAUUUCCAGCUGGAAAGACAACCGCCAUUGUUGGUGCUUCUGGCUGUGGGAAGAGUACACUGGCAGGUCUGAUUGAACGUUUUUAUGAACCAAUAAGUGGAGAAAUAUUACUCGAUGGCCAUGAUAUCACGUCUCUUAAUUUGCAAUGGCUACGACAGCAGAUUGCAACUGUCUCACAACAGCCCACACUCUUCGCCACAACUGUAUUCGAAAACAUCAGAUUCGGUCUGAUCGGGACUGAACAUGAAGAUUCUCCCGACAGCGUGAUAGAAAAUCUUGUGUUUGACGCCGCAAAGAAAGCAAACUGCUUUGGGUUCAUUUCUGCCUUGCCGGACGGUUUCCACACCAGCGUUGGUGAAAGGGGCUCGUUACUCUCUGGUGGACAGAAACAGCGGAUUGCAAUUGCACGGGCUAUUAUUAGCAACCCGAGGGUAUUACUGCUCGACGAGGCCACUUCGGCUCUAGAUGCCCAGGCCGAGCGGCUGGUUCAGGCGGCGCUUGAUGUUGCUGCUAAAGGUCGAACAACGAUUAUCAUCAGUCACCGAUUAUCCACUAUCACGACGGCGGAAAAUAUUGUUGUCAUGUCUCACGGACGUGUUGUUGAGCAAGGAACCCACAACGAUCUACUGCGGAAAAGAUCGAUGUAUUACGACUUAGUAGAGAAACAGCGCAUGUCAACCAAACGUGAUAUCGUUAUUGGUAAGGCAAUGUCUGCUCUUGACCCAGACAGUCUUCCUGACCUGAAGGAUGAGGGCGAUAAUCCCAAGUACACGUACGAGAUAGGACAGCGCGAGGGAUCUGAAGACCACGGGAGAGAUUUUAAACAAGAGCUCGGCCGUAAAUACUCGUUAUGGGUGUUGAUCAAGUUUAUCGCCAACUUCAACAAGGAAGAAACGCUUACUAUGAUUUGGGGCCUCUUUUUUCAAUCAUCACAGGCGCUGGAAAUCCCACGUGACCAGGCCGUUUUGUAUGGCAAGACAAUUGCGGCAAUGUCAUUGCCCCCGGACAUGUAUGGAAAGUUGCGUCAUGAUGUCAAUUUCUGGAGUCUGAUGUAUCUGAUGUUGGGAGGUACUGCAUUCCUGGGCUGGGGAGCAUCUGGUCUUUGUUUCGCUUACUGCUCCGAGCGCCUGAUUCACCGUGCUAGGGAUCGCUCUUUCCGCGCAAUUCUCCAUCAGGAUAUUUUCAUGUUCGACAAAGUUGGAUUUUCAGCGGGCUCGCUUACAUCCUCGUUGUCCACAGAUGCCACCAACCUUGCCGGAAUGAGUGGUGUGACACUAGGCUCCAUCUUCAUUGUCUCAACAACUUUGAUUGCUGGCGUGGCUGUAUCGAUUGCCAUCGGUUGGAAACUGGGGCUCGUUUGUACCGCAACCAUUCCUAUUGUUCUUACUUGUGGACUUGUCCGACUCAAGAUCCUCGGGGAGAUGGCCCGACAAUCGAAAGAAGCGUACACAGCUUCAGCAACUUUUGCUUGCGAGGCAAGCUCUGCUAUCAAGACCGUUGCAUCGCUAAAUCUCGAACGCCAUGUACAGGAACAGUAUCACAAUAUAUUGGAAACCCAGCGACGAAAGUCGCUCGUUUCAACGCUCAAGUCAUCGGUGUUUUAUGCAGGCUCACAGUCGGCCAACUUUCUCUGCAUUGCCUUGGCUUUCUGGUAUGGAGGACAUCUAAUCAUUCACGAAGGCUAUUCUAUGGUACAGUUCUUCAUUGCUUAUGCAGCUGUUAUCGUGGGCUCAUUCAGUGCUGGAGCUAUAUUCUCCUUCGCGCCAGAUAUGAGCAAAUCCCGUCAGGCAGCCCAGGAUAUCAAAACGUUAUUAGACCGUCCGGUUAACAUUGACGCCCGUGAAAGAACUGGCGAGAUGUUAACAAAAAUCGAUGGCGGCUUGGAGAUGCGAAAUAUAUACUUCCGCUACCCCAAUAGACCGGAAAGGCUGGUUGUCAAAAACUUGAGCUUGAGUGUUCAACCAGGACAAUACAUCGGUCUUGUUGGAGCAAGCGGAUGCGGUAAAAGCACAAUUAUAGCUUUACUGGAGAGGUUCUUUGAUCCUGAAGCAGGACAGAUAUUUGUUGAUGGGAAGAAUAUCUCCAAGUUGAAUGUGAAAAGCUACAGGAGUCACCUUGCUCUGGUUAGUCAAGAGCCAACACUAUAUCAAGGAACGAUCAAAGAGAAUAUCACUUUGGGCACCAACGACGAGAAUGUUUCCGAAGAAAAAAUCACUAAAGUAUGCAAGGAUGCCAAUAUUUACGACUUCAUCCAAUCUCUACCUGACGGAAUCUCAACGGUGAUAGGAGCUAGGGGCGGUAUGCUCUCGGGCGGUCAGCAACAACGAAUAGCCAUUGCGCGAGCGCUUCUUCGUGAUCCACGUAUCCUCCUCCUCGAUGAAGCCACAUCUGCGCUGGAUUCGGACUCGGAAAAGGUUGUCCAGGAUACUCUGAAUGCGGCGGCUCGAGGCCGGACGACGGUCGCCGUUGCACAUCGGAUAAGCACGGUACAGAAGGCCGAUUGUAUUUAUGUGCUGCAUGAAGGGGCUGUUGUAGAACAGGGGACACACCAAGAGUUGAUGGCGCUUGCAGGGAGGUAUUUUGAAUUGGUGAAGUUGCAGAGCUUGGAGAGAUCGGACUGA
Penicillium coprophilum is the source of this 3837-nucleotide messenger RNA. Its product is annotated as ABC transporter integral membrane type 1. NCBI's taxonomy places the organism in Eukaryota, Fungi, Ascomycota, Eurotiomycetes, Eurotiales, Aspergillaceae. The transcript has 7 exons. Gene Ontology annotation, cellular component: membrane. Bases 1 to 3837 code for a protein of 1278 amino acids. Gene Ontology annotation, molecular function: ATP hydrolysis activity; ABC-type transporter activity; ATP binding. The record is from RefSeq and is a predicted model, not a curated record. Gene Ontology annotation, biological process: transmembrane transport.